AAUUCGCUGAUUUGUGGGAAGUCCCCCAAGUGAAUUUCCAAUCUGUAUUUAUUUUGUACAUGAGUGAUCAUUUACAAAGUUCUUGUUUAUUUGUUUUGGAUACAUUCCCGAUAAGGAUCUGACUUCGCUAACGGACGUGUUGCUCAAAAAUGGAUGAUAACUAUAUGGAAAUCUUGAAGGAAAUUUUUCCUAACCGUUCCACUGAACAAAUAGAAGAUGUAAUUGAAAUGGUCCAGGAAAACGGUGAGGUUGAAUAUAACUUGGAGACAAUGAUCAAUCUCUUGACUGAGUCAGGCGAAUCGACCAUUUUCGAACACACUGAAGGCUUGGAUGAAGCUGCAGGGUUUGGACAUAACGAAGGAGGUUAUGGGCACAGAACUCGAAACCGAUGUGAUGCUAUUUUUGCUCAAUUGUCCGAUGUGAUUCCUGAUGCAGAUCCUGAUUACUUGAGGAAAGAAUCGGAAUUGUUGGCCGAACAGCCGAAUGAUGAUUUGCAUCAGUUCAUAUUAGAUACUAUAGACUCUAAUAACUAUCCUACAAGAAAGGACUAUCUCAUACGACAAAGAAAUGUAGAUGAAAUCAGAAAAUUCACUAGACAUUUUACAGUCGAAGGAUUUUUAGACGUCAUACCAAAUCCAGCGGAGUAUUUCAAUUCCCCCAACUACGUAUCAUCCCUUUCUGAUGAGAAUAUUAGUGCACUGGAUGAAGAUUACGCUUUGAAAUGCCUAAUGAAUAUAUUUCCAUAUCUUAGGGAAAAAGAUAUAGUGAAGAUUUUCAAGAGAAGAAAAAAUUUGAUUCAGGCUAGUGAUAUCCUUGCAAGGGUUCCAAGACAUUUCAAAAAUCCUAGAAUACCAUGUGAUAUCAACGAGGACUGUGAUAACAUUAAACUUCUGCAAGAGAUAGCAUUUAUUGAAAAUAGGAAUGAAAUAAAAACUGCGAUCAAGAUGAAAGAUGAACAUUAUAGAUUAGCUAGAGAAGAAGCUGAGAAAUUUGGGCUGCUGGAAACCUGCCAAUGCUGUUACUUCGAAGGACUGUUGCCUGAAGAAUGUUACUUUUGCAAGAAAAGCUGUCCCUUUUGUAAGGAGUGUGUGCAAAAAGGGGUUGAGCAUGCGAUUGGGGAGGGAAAAUUGAAUUUUCCUUGCCUCACAAACUGCAAUUCUGAGUUCGACAUUUCUACCUUGAGGAUGGUUUUGAACAAGAAGACCUUCGAUCCUCUAUUCACCAAAAUACAGAUGGAAGAGGUAAAAAAGGCUAACAUUGAUGGUUUAGAAACCUGUCCAUUCUGCGAUUUCUCAAUGAUUUUAUCUAGUGAGCAAAAGAUUUUCAAGUGCCAAAAUGUGGAUUGUAUGGAAGAAACUUGUAGAGAGUGUAGACAUAAAUCGCAUGUGCCAUACAGAUGUAAUGAAAUUGAAUAUGAUGAAGAUGUUCGAAGAAGGACUUACAUUGAGAAUAAAAUGACUGAAGCUUUAGUGAGGACAUGUUGGAUGUGCCAAAAAUCAUUUUUGAAAGAAUCUGGAUGUAACAAAAUGACUUGUCCUUGCGGUGCGAAAAUGUGUUAUUAUUGUGGCGCCAAUGGUAUAGGAUAUGACCAUUUUGGUGAAAUAUCUUCGAACAAGUGCCCUUUGUAUACCCAAGACCUUAAACAAUUUCAUGCAGAUCGUGUGAUUAAAUCAGCUGUGAAAGCGAAAGAAGAACUUGGUCUCAACCAAAAUCCCCAAUUGCUAAAAAUAGAUCCAACUGAAGGAUUGGUGGAAUAUUUUCAAGGAUUGUAGGUAAAAAUCGUAUGUUCGCUGUGUACUGUGAAUCUAUUAGUUCAGUUCAGGCAUGAAAGAAAAAGUGCAAUCCCUCAAAAAUAUGUUAUAGUUAUCUGUUUGAAAAACUCUAAGAUUUAAAAUUUUUUAUUCUUUGAUAUAUUCGGAUUUCGAAGUCCAGGAUCUUAUUAAUAAAAUGAUUCGUAUUUAAUCUGAUAAUUAAAAUACUCCAAGUGAAAAAUUCGCUGUGAAAUAAAUAUUAUUGUUCGAAUGAUCUUAUAACUAUGUACAGGUUACUCAAAGUUUUUAUGUACUAUUUGGGUUUGUACCUUGUAUAAGAAUAUUGUUAAAACUUCAAAUCUUUUAUAAUUGGACUUUUUUAUUAUUACAUUUUUUUAAUGAACUGAAUAUUCAAAUAAAAAUUAUUGUAGUCUUUAUUGAUAUUUUAAAUUCAAUAUGAAGAUUUAUUCUGUUGGGGACGGUAAUUUAUGGCAUUUCUGAAAUAACAAAUAUGUGUGAAUGAAUUUUCAUCAGAUAAUUUUCAUGAUAUGUCAACUGUAUUCACUAUUGAUGAGAAGUUUCUGUAAAUUUAAUUUUUUUUACUCAAAUUGUUUAUUCCUGGUUUAAUUACUUUAUUAAAUAAAGAUGACUCAAAUAUU
Coccinella septempunctata (seven-spotted ladybird) is the source of this 2410-nucleotide messenger RNA. RefSeq names its product E3 ubiquitin-protein ligase RNF216-like. Bases 150 to 1772 code for a protein of 540 amino acids. NCBI's taxonomy places the organism in Eukaryota, Metazoa, Arthropoda, Insecta, Coleoptera, Coccinellidae. The transcript is spliced from 9 exons. The record is from RefSeq and is a predicted model, not a curated record. Gene Ontology annotation, molecular function: ubiquitin binding.